Molecule: messenger RNA, 2493 nt
Organism: Hemibagrus wyckioides
Lineage: Eukaryota; Metazoa; Chordata; Actinopteri; Siluriformes; Bagridae
Exons: 12
Coding region: 271-1230 (319 amino acids)
Source: RefSeq, a predicted model, not a curated record
CAGUAUAUGUGUGACCCUGUGAUGGACUGGUGACCUGUCCAGGGUGUACCCCUGCCUUUCACCCAAUGUGUGCUGGGAUAGGCUCCAGCAGAUCCCCGUGACGCUAAUUAGGAAUAAAGCGGGUAUAGAAAAUAGAUGGGUGGAAAUUAAAUUGACCUAAAGUUAACAUCGCACGCAGAGCUGAAGUUCCUUUUUCACCCUAACCGUUGAACACACUCUGACUUGUGGAAAAAAAAGCGACCUGAACACAUCCUUCACUCAAGCACUGCAAUGCCUCACGUCAUCAUUAAACUAAUGAUCUUGGUGGCUUGGUUUUCUCAAGCUCAAGGUCUAGAAAUCUAUCCAGCAAAGAUUUAUUUAGGUAAAUCCGAAGGCACACUGGAGUUCACGUGCAGCACAUAUGGGCUGCAGGACGCAUUACAGAGGACCAGCAAGUUCCAUAUUUACCUCUGUAGGAAUGGCGUUGGAAUAAAAAUGAAAUUGAGUUGGCAAGAUGCUACAUUUUGUGUAGACGACACUAGAAGGGACAAUACAGGAUAUUAUAGUUGUGUCUAUUCAGUGCAAAAAUAUAAUAUCGAUCAAGUAAGACAAAAUGGCACGAAUUCCAUCUUUGUUAGUGUAAACGAUUCCUUCGUCCCGGCAGAGAUAGCCUCGUCUCAGACACAUGUGAUAACAGGAUCCGAUGUUGAAUUCCAGUGUACCUCUUUAAAUUUACCCGAGAGGAACCAUAAAGGCAACAUUUACGCCGUUCUGUACAAGAACAGCACUGUAAUUCAGAUGAAUAUUUGGGACAUGAGAAAGAACAAGGCCAGGUUUGUUCUGAAAGAAGUCAGGAUACAAGACGCUGGAAAAUAUAUCUGUUUUCUGAUGUCAGAGCCGUUACCUUUUCCUAAAAACGUGUACGGUGUCAAUGAAGUCAUCCUUGACGUUACUGUUUCAGAGUACUUUAAUGAAACUAUAAAGAUUACUGUUGGUGUUCUAUCCCUGCUGCUGAUUAUUUUGAUUCUUGGACUGGUCUCUUGGGGAGUGUUUCAGAAGAAAGGUUGCUUUAAAGGCCACAGUGAUCGAUUUGAUAUUUCUGUUGAACACAGUAAUCACCCGAGAGAGGCAGAGAUGAACCAAGCUGAAAUGCGGAAUGUACACAGCUUUGAUUCAGAAUGGGAUCAAACUUCCUCAUCUAGUGCUAGUCCUUCAUAUACAAACACUUACCAGGUCUGUGAAGAUCAGUGAAAAAAUCAGAAGUGUGGCUACAGCAAUAUGGCUAAACUCAAACCCCAGAAACCUAUACUCUAACCUAUUACAAACUAGUUAACUAGUACACAGUUCACUGUGCUUGGAAAUAUUGAUAUAAGCAAAAGGCUUAGCAUUUCCAGAAGAACCAACAAUCUGCAUAAUCUUUCAUUUAUCUGGUAUUGCCUUUUAUAUAUUUUUUUCUUACAUUUUAGUGUAAAUGUUGAACUGUUGGAUUUCAAAACAAAUUAAACAUGUUGAUGUCCGUAUCCAUGUCCCCCAUGUUUGUGGCAUUACUGUUUAACUAAAUUCUAAUAUGUUUAAAACAAUUUAGAAACUAUAUUUGCCGCAAAUUCUCUCUGCUAGCUACUGUGCUCUUCUUUAGGAUACCAUUUACACCAACAAACGGACCAUACAAUAUAUAACACUAUAGUUUUAUGAUUUACACUGAUCAGGUGUAACAUUAUGAGCACCAACAGGUGAACACUGAUGAUCUCCUCAUCAUGGCACCUGUUAGUGGGUGGGAUAUAUUAGGCAGCAAGUGAACAUUUUGUCCUCAAAGUUGAUGUGUUAGAAGCAGGAAAAAUGGACAAGCGUAAGGAUUUGAGCGAAUUUGACGAAGGGCCAAAUUGUGACGGAUAGACUACUGGAUCAGAGUUUCUCCAAAACUGCAGCUCUUGUGGGGUGUUCCCGGUCUGCAGUGGUCAGUAUCUAUCAAAAGUAGUCCAAGGAAGGAACAGUGGUGAACUGGCGACAGGGUCAUGGAUGAACAAGGCUCAUUGAUGCACAUGGAGAGCGAAGGCUGGCCCGUGUGAUCCGAUCCAACAGACGAGAAAUUGCUGAAGAAUAGAAUAGAAUAGGCUCUAAAAGAAAGGUGUCAGAAUACACAGUGUCAGGGCUGUUUUGGCAGCAAAAGGGGGACCAACACAAUAUUAGGCAGGUGGUCAUAAUGCUAUUCCUGGUCAGUGUAUAUUUGCACUUAACAUGACCAUGGACAAUAGGGCACUAGAACUUAUUUGGGUACCCACAGUAUGUUAUAGUUCCACAUAAGUCUAGGAGGAAUAUUAGGUGAGAGUAUGAAUACUUAUGGCCAUAUGGCCUCACUAAAUACCCCGCCAAAUAAAGCACCCUCGGGGGCAAAAGAAGUUGAAUAGAAUAUGAAUACUCAGUUAUGCCACAUAGGCUUGCUAAUUCCCUCCUACCAUAAUUCUUAUCUCAUUAGUUACAAUAAUGGCAAUGUAAUGGGUAAAAUUAAAUUAAAUU